This is a messenger RNA of Echinostoma caproni, 663 nucleotides long. NCBI's taxonomy places the organism in Eukaryota, Metazoa, Platyhelminthes, Trematoda, Plagiorchiida, Echinostomatidae. The record is from the annotation of a GenBank genome assembly.
UUGGGCAGCAUGUCUUCCUGUCGGUGUCUAUGUUUGAUGUUACUUGCCAGUGUUUCCUGUGUUUCGGCCUAUCCAAAACGAUUCACCGUGGAAAUCCCAGACGAGGAGGUUUUCUGUGGUUACGAGUAUCUACAAGAACAGAAAAAGUACAUUCUGAUGUAUCAAGUGAUUCACGGAGGCAACUUGGAUAUUGAUGUGAAAAUUACUGACCCGACAGAGCGUGUUAUCUAUGAGGUCACACGUGGAACGCAUGAAGACAUUAAAUUAAGUUCCACUGUCAACGGAACGCACAAAUUCUGUUUCGGCAAUCAGUUUUCCUCAUUCUCGGAAAAAUUGGUCUUUUUCGAGUUACGAACGGAUCCGUAUGAAUCACUAUCUGAAGAGGCUGGUGAGAAGUCUCAUGCCACUGUUCUCAAUUUGGUCCAAUCCACUUUGGAGGCGGCACACUUGUUCCUGUCCCACGCGGAAAGUACUCAGAUCGAAUUGCGCAAUCGGGAACUUGGUGAUCGUCUAGUUGCAGAGGAUCUGAAUAAAGCCGUGUUGUAUUGGAGUUUAGCCGUCACUGUGGUUAUAUUUGUGACCACAGUCGGCCAGGUGACGGUACUGAAAAACUUUUUCGCGGACAAAAAGGUUUCUUAUUCAAAUCGUCCCGGUCGGUUGUAA